AGGAGCGGGGCGCCGUUACCUCAGCAACGACGGACGCAGGAGGUGGCGGCGUCGGGCCUUACGGUCCUGUGCUGCUCUGGGUGGCGUGAGGCGCUGUCUCCCGAGACCCAGCCCACAAGGGAGAGGCGAGGGGAGGAGUGAGGAUGGAGGUGGAUGUUUCUGCAGUCUGCUCUUUGCAGUCCCUUGCCAAGCUGCUCAGUGAUGCACGCGAGGAUGAGGACGACGAUGACUUCGGUCCGUGCUGUUCUGUCAGUGCCAUGACUCCUGGGAGCAUCGGACCAGUAAAGAAGGAGAGCACUGAUACCUUACAAGUGAAAUCUGAACACAGCAAAACUAUUUGGAGCUCAGAAGAGGUCCCAGAAGGAUCUGAAUUCGACGACGCCUGGGAUCCUAGAGAACAGCCAGAGUAUGAGAUUUCCUUCAAACAGCAGGUGGGAACAGAGGAUGUAUUCUUUGGGAUGAGCAGGAAAGACCCUUCCACAGCCUGCUGUGAAGAUAUGGUGAUUAAAAUCAAGCUGCCAGAGACAAAGUUCUCAGACAUCACCUUAGAUAUCCAGGACAAGGUGCUUGACCUCCGAACUCCCCAAAAGAAGCUACUGCUGCAUCUCCCUUGCCCUGUGGACAGCAAGAAGGGGAAAGCUCGUUUCCUCUCUGAAGAGGAGCUCUUGGAAGUCACCUUAAGGAUGAGAAGGGAGUUUGAUUUCAUCAAUUUUGCCUAAUAGAGAAGUGGAGGAACUUCACAAAAAGGAAUCUCUGUAAAUCUGAAGUCUUUUCAAAAUCUGAGUCGUCGUGAGAUUGUUCCCCUUUAUCAGUCCAGGGGGGCUGUAACAGAAUAAAUUCAGUAAGCCAGGAGGAAAAGGAGGUCAAUGCAUCACACCCACAGAUCCUGUAAGCUGGGGCUGUCUGGCUCUUGAACUGCUCUGGUUAACAUUCUGCUUCCUGCUGUCCGACACGGGCUCUGAAUUGGAAAACAGCAGGUCACAAAGUCUGCAGGGUGGGGGAAGUCUUCCUGUGGUCUCUAAGUAGCGUGAGGAGGCUCUGACCAGCAGCUCUGGCUCCUGGUUACUGUUGGAAGACUUGCAAGUGAGGUGCGUUUGGCCCCCAGGGCUGGCAGUGAGGUCACUUCAUAUCCCCUCCAAAACUCUUUGGGGAUCCAUAGCCACAUCUCUAGGCUUCUUUACCCUGGCAGAACAAGGCAGGCAGCUACUGCUGGAUUGCUGAACAACUCAGCUCUUUUGAAUGGCUUUUGACAAUAUGUGGUUCAAUGUCAUCCAUUCACCUGCUGUCCCUCCAGCUAUUCUUCUGAUCUUUAUUAAUAAAAGAAUAUGCUCUAAUGAA
Tympanuchus pallidicinctus (lesser prairie-chicken) is the source of this 1338-nucleotide messenger RNA. RefSeq names its product dynein axonemal assembly factor 6 (gene DNAAF6). Gene Ontology annotation, molecular function: dynein intermediate chain binding; protein-folding chaperone binding. The transcript is spliced from 7 exons. The coding region runs from base 144 to 719 and encodes 191 amino acids. Gene Ontology annotation, cellular component: cytoplasm. NCBI's taxonomy places the organism in Eukaryota, Metazoa, Chordata, Aves, Galliformes, Phasianidae. The record is from RefSeq and is a predicted model, not a curated record. Gene Ontology annotation, biological process: axonemal dynein complex assembly; flagellated sperm motility.